Molecule: messenger RNA, 3825 nt
Organism: Caenorhabditis bovis
Lineage: Eukaryota; Metazoa; Nematoda; Chromadorea; Rhabditida; Rhabditidae
Source: the annotation of a GenBank genome assembly
AUGGACGGCGCGUUCGUGAGUUUCGCCGAUUGCUGCCGAUUGGCGCCAGAAGUCAGCAGACAACUCAACAAGUUCCUAUUAGGUGCCGACGAUGGCGGACGUCGUCAGCCAUCAUCAUCGGAGCGCACGAAUCGCUUCUACGCCGACACCGAAGACGCCGGCGACGUCGACAAAUGGGACGAUUGGGAGGGCAACGAUGCGAACAUUGAGAAACGCGACGAAAAUCCGACCGAAUGGCUCGCCCAGUGUAUUCUUCGCACAUUCGCCGACGGCGAAUACCUGCUAAUCGCCUACUACUCGAGAUUCGCGGUUCUUGAAAAGAAUCCAAUUGACAAUAACUAUCGAAUCGUUUGCAAGACAUUCAUCGAUUCCGAUUCGAUCACGUCGGCCGCUCUAUUCGGCCUCUCGAAUGCGCGCCAUUCCGAUUCGCUGGAUUGUGUGAUCGCCGCGCUCGGCACCGCCGACGGUCACGUCUAUUUCUACACGCAAAACGGCGCGUUGAUAUUCUACGAGCGUUUCUCGCUUCACGAGCCGGUGGCGAGCCUCCAAUUCGAGUGUUGCCGCGAGUCGCAAGUGCUGUUGGUCGUGUUCGCGCGAACAUUUUUUGUGAUCAACGCGAUCUCGUUGAAUUCGACGCUUCAUCAGGCGAAAUCUAAGAUAGCCAAAGGCGAGCAGAAUGUGCACGAGCUCGCCGAGACACUUGAAUUGCAAUUCGAUCAUUUGAUGCCCGAUGUUGAUAGUGAUCUCCUCCACGUCGUCUACACCGGCCAAUAUCAGCCGUCGACAUUCGAGCAGUACGUCGCCGCUUCAUGGCGCUCGUUUCACGCGCGCGUCGAGCGUCCGUCGCUUCCAAACUAUUCGACGUUCCUCGUCACCACCGAGCGCACGUUCGUCGCGUUCGUCUGGCACGAUCGACAGCCGGCCGAUCAAAUUUGGAACGAGGCGCUCAAAUACGGCAAAUCGCUUCUGCCGAGUUUCGGCCUUCGCAAAUAUUUGGGCGGUAUCAUCGCGGCGGGACCCGCGACGAAAACGUUGGCGCAUUUGAGCGCGGCGACGAGCGCGCCGAUUCGAAGUCGAAUAUUGGAUCAGCGUGUCGCGCGGGCGGUCGCACGAUCGCCGGACUCGCGAUAUGUCGCGAUUACCGACGCGACGGCGCGUGUUGUUCUCGUCGACGUCCUGCAACGAACGAUCGUUCUGAUUCAUAAAGGCUAUCGUGACGCGGUGGUCUCGUGGAGUUCUGUGACUGAAGGCAACCGUGGCACCCAAUUCCUAGUGAUCUACGCGCCAAGAAGGGCCUUGAUUGAGAUAUGGACCAUAAUAGGGAAUAGUCGGGUGUUCGCGAAGCAUGUCAACGACGGCUGUCUGAUUCUCGCCGGCGGCGAAUCGCGCACCUUAUGCGGUCGAUACUCGUUUCAGCAGACGAGCUCGACGAUGUUCGUCGAUGAGCAAGGCAACUUCCAAACGAUUGUCGUGCCGUUCUAUUUGGCGUUGAACACGCGCGCGAAUCAGGAUCAACACGAUCAGAUGCUUCUCAAGACGAUCGAGAACUAUUCGGCGCAUUCGGCGGAAUGGCGCGACGCGUUUGCCAACUUCAAAGUGCCGUCGACGCGAUGUCGCGCGUUCAAACUCGCGUUGAAGGCGUUGGCGACGCCCGACGAGGCUCGCCGAUUCUUGGAAUCGAUUUGCGAUUUGCCGGCGUCGCGAUGCCUUGGAAAAGCGCUCGAAAAUCUCGACGACUCGAUUCGAUUGUACGAAAAAAUUGUGGCGCGACGACCGCGCGAUUUCGAAUCGCCGCCGCCGACGACGACAUCGACGUAUUGCGAUGUCGAUCAACUCGUCGAGCGCAUUCUCGCGUGCCACCUUCAAUUCUUCAAUCGCACCACAUCAACGGCGUCGUCGAUUCAUCGAAAUUCGAUGAGUUUCGGCGAGUUUCUCGAGUUGCGCGACGUGUUCGCCACGGAGCGCGAUUGCAACAUUCUCGAAAACGUGCGAAACGAUGCGGAGACGGCGAGAAUUGGCGCGUUCGUGUUGUCGCGUCUACUCGUCGUCGAAGAGACGCCAAUCGAUUGUCAAGACUUCGACGAGCUCAUCAUCUCGAAAUUAGGCAUCGACGAUGAGAGCUGCACGAGAAUGCUCGUGCUCACUGUGCCACAAUAUUGUUUGAAUUUCACAAUUUUUGACAGACUUGUCAAAUUUUUGAUAAUUUUGAAAAAUCGCAAAAACGCGAAUGUUACUGAGAUACUCGACGAUAUGGCGGUUCACUUAUCGGACAUUAGUCUCGCGAUAAUCGUGCUCACCAUCUCGUGGCUCGUCAAAUUGCACACGACGAGCGCCGACGAGGAGGAGUCGUUGGAGAAGGCGGCCGCGUCCGAAUGGGAGACGGUGCGGCCCGAUUUGGAGCAUCACGAUAGUCUGAUGUUGUGCCUGCACACGGCGUGCCUCGCGAAUCAGCUGAUCGACAAUCACGGGCGAACCGUCAUCGACAUCAUCGGCCACAUCGAGUCGUUCUGUCGGGAAUCGGUCGCUCGAUGGUUGAUUCGAGAAGAAUUUGAUCUGGCGCGCAUCGACAAAACGUUUCCGUUGGAUCCGACGGUGGUUCUCGGCGAUGACGACGAUAUGGAGGAGAUCAAGAAGCGGAUGACGAUUGACGUGCCCGAGAAUUGCGGCGAGGCUCUCGAUCGAAUGCUCCAGAUUCUGCCGAGAACGUUCGAGCACGAUCUUGUCGUUGCCGACGUCUGUUGGGAGUUGAUGACGAUGUGGUUCAAAGACAAAAAUGCGAAUCAUCACCUGAUUGAGAAAUGCGUCGAGUUUCUACGCCAAUCGAUUUUCGACGCCCAAUUACGACACGGUUUGAGCCGUCUGAUUUGGGACAAAUUCCUCGCGACACCGUUUGAGUGUCUCGUCAAGCUCGUCGACAAAUCGGGACGUUCGCCAACGGAUCGCGACUCGCUCAAUGACGUCGGUUUCGGCGAGAAGUUCGUCGUCGAAUUUCUUGUGCAAUGCGAGCGACUGCUCACAAUCAUGAUGGAAUCGGUGCGCGAUCUUGUCGUCGGCGGUCGCACCUACGCCCACGAUCAUUUGGUGGAGGCGAUGGCGAAAUCGCGCAACGACCAAUUGGUGCAGAUCGCGUGCAAGCAGACGCCCGCCAAUUAUCACCUCGUCCUUCAUCACUAUCAGCUCGCGUUGGCGCUUCGCCUACAAUUAGCCGCCGGCGUUCGCCUCCACACCCUUCAGUCGUUGUUCUGCGCCGCCGGCGUUCGCGCCUUCUUUGUUCGCCUCGACUCGCAUCCGCUGAUUCCGCUUGAUCAAGUCGACGAGUCGGUGCUCGAGAAGCGUUUCAAGUUCCUCACCAAGAUCGCCGAGCAUGGUUCGGAGGCUGAACGAAAAGCGGCGAAAAAGUUGGAGCUCGAAUGGAAUCUAACCGUCAACUCGAUUGCGCUAAUGCAAGCGAUUUCGUCGUAUCGGAUCGGCAACGACGCGAGCGGCGCGAAAGAGCUUCUGAGUUGUGUUCGCGAUGAGCGAGCGGCGACUAGUCUAGCGCAUCUGCUCGCCGCGCGAAUCCUGCGGCUCGCCGUCGAGGAGAACACGAGAAUGACGCCGAAGCACACCAAUUACCUUCAGGCGAUGGCCGGCGAGGAGACGUCGCGCGUCGAGUUGGCCGACGACGACGGCGGCGGCGGCGCGAAUCCGACGAACUGGCGCGAUUCGGUGAUGUCGUUGGGCCGCGCGGCGAUGCCGUUCGCCGUCAGCCCGCAAUCCGCCACGCCGUUCAUCAAGCUCAACGAUAUUUGUCGGCAAUACUGGGCGAUUCAAUGGGUCGAUUAA